This is a messenger RNA of Dacryopinax primogenitus, 1638 nucleotides long. Its product is annotated as threonine dehydratase I. The record is from RefSeq and is a predicted model, not a curated record. Gene Ontology annotation, biological process: L-threonine catabolic process. NCBI's taxonomy places the organism in Eukaryota, Fungi, Basidiomycota, Dacrymycetes, Dacrymycetales, Dacrymycetaceae. Bases 1 to 1638 code for a protein of 545 amino acids. Gene Ontology annotation, molecular function: threonine deaminase activity; pyridoxal phosphate binding. The transcript has 4 exons.
AUGACAGGAUCAACAACAAAUGAAUAUGCGUCGAAGGCGCCGGAACCGAUAAAGAACGAACAAUAUUGCAGGCUCCCGGCGCAUGCUCUUCUCCCCUCCGGCGCGCCCGAUUAUCUGCGACUCAUCCUCACCUCCAAGGUGUACGACCUUAUCACUGAGACCCCCCUUCUCUUUGCCCAGGGGCUAUCGAAAAAGCUGGGAAAUGAAAUAUGGUUGAAGAGAGAAGAUUUGCAGAAGGAGGUGUUCAGUUUCAAGAUCAGGGGGGCGUUCAACUUCAUGGCGCACCUGUCGGAGGAGGAGAGGUGGAAGGGUGUGAUUACAUGCAGUGCUGGUAACCAUGCCCAAGGCGUUGCUCUCUCCGGGACGACUCUCAAUAUACCCUGUACGAUCGUUAUGCCGCUCGCAACACCCGCCAUCAAAGUCCAAGCUGUUCAACGCCUUGGCGCAAAAGUCAUUCUUCACGGUGUCGACUUCGACGAGGCCAAAUCUGAAUGCGCGCGCCUCACUGAAGCUCAUGGGCUGAUAUUCGUUCCCCCCUAUGACGACCCACUUGUCAUAGCGGGCCAAGGCACAGUCGGCUUGGAAAUUAUGAAGCAGUGCCCACGAAGCGAUACGUUGGAUGGCAUUUUUGCAUCUAUCGGCGGAGGAGGGCUUGUGAGCGGCAUUGCAGAAUAUGUGAAGCGUAUAGCAAGCCCAAAAACCAAGAUCAUUGGCGUGGAGACUGUUGAUGCAGACGCAAUGGCACGAAGUCUGGAGAAAGGCGAACGUGUUACGCUGAAUGAGGUUGGCGCCUUCAGCGACGGCACGGCUGUUCGCCUGGUUGGAGAGGAGCCUUUCCGUAUAUGCCAAGCCCUGUUGGAUGACAUCGUCAAAGUGGACAACGACGAAAUCUGUGCUGCGAUUAAAGAUGUAUUCGAGGAGGCUCGCUCUGUAACCGAGCCGGCUGGAGCACUCGCCCUCGCCGGUCUCAAGCGAUAUAUCCAGGACAACAACUUGGUUGGUUCUGGGAAGCGGUUCGUCGCUGUAGUGAGCGGGGCGAAUAUGAACUUCAGCAGGUUGCGCUUCGUAGCAGAGCGUGCUGAUCUCGGUGAAGGCAGGGAGGCUCUCUUAGGCGUUGAGAUGGCAGAGAAACCAGGGAGCUUCAAAUCGUUGAUUGAAGUUCUCCACCCUCGUGCAGUCACUGAAUUCGCCUACCGCUACGCCUCCCAGCCAGACGCACACAUCUUCGUUUCUUUCCUCUUAGCAUCGCCGGCCAACCGCACCCAGGAGAUCGCCGAGAUCUUGGCGGGUGUCGAAAAGCUCGGUAUGAAAGCGGACGAUAUCAGCGACAACGAGAUGGCGAAAAGCCAUGCCAGGUAUAUGGUCGGUGGGAGAAGCGAAGUGCCUAAUGAGAGGUUAUUCCGAUUCAUAUUUCCCGAGCGGCCCGGCGCAUUGCGACGAUUCCUUCGAGGAUUGCGUGUGGAUUGGAACAUAUCUCUCUUCCAUUAUCGGAAUCACGGCGCUGAUGUCGGCAAGAUCUUGGCAGCCAUACAAGUGCCCCCUGAGGAAAAUGAGCAGUUCCAAGACUAUCUGGACAAUCUCAAAUACGAAUAUGUCGAGGAGACAGACAAUGAGGUGUACAAACGUUUCUUGCGGUAA